Diabrotica virgifera virgifera (western corn rootworm) is the source of this 643-nucleotide messenger RNA. RefSeq names its product protein archease-like. NCBI's taxonomy places the organism in Eukaryota, Metazoa, Arthropoda, Insecta, Coleoptera, Chrysomelidae. The record is from RefSeq and is a predicted model, not a curated record. Bases 123 to 599 code for a protein of 158 amino acids. The transcript is spliced from 3 exons. Gene Ontology annotation, biological process: tRNA splicing, via endonucleolytic cleavage and ligation. Gene Ontology annotation, cellular component: tRNA-splicing ligase complex.
GUUAGGUAGAAUCAAAUUAAAUAUUAAAUUGUGGACUGUGGUUGUGGUUAUAAUUAAAAACUAGUGGUCCACCGGUCCACCAGUGUUUUUAUUGUUUUGGAGUUCUAAAUAAAAGUACAAACAUGGGAGACAGUUUUACACCUGAAGAAUUAGAAUUACCAUCAUGCAAAUAUGAAUAUUUGGAUCACACAGCCGAUGUACAGUUACAUGCUUGGGGUGACAGUUUAAUAGAAGCUUAUGAACAAUGUGCCAUAGCAAUGUUUGGAUACAUGACAGAACUCGAUAGUGUUGAAAUACUACAAUCUGCAGAAAUAGAAGCCACAGGACAUGAUUUAGAAAGUUUAUUGUUCCACUUUUUAGAUGAACUAUUAUUUUUAUUCAGUUGCGAACCAUUCCUUAUAUGUAGCAAAGUCACUAUUACAGAAUUUGUCACUGAAGGUGAGGAAUAUAGGAUAAAAUGUAAAUGUUAUGGUGAAGAGUUUACGUUAGGUAAGCAUCCACAAGGAACAGAAGUGAAAGCUAUUACUUAUUCGGCUAUGCAAAUUGUGAACGAACCAGCAAAAAAACAGUUUGAAGUGUUUGUUAUUAUUGAUAUUUAAUGAUUGUUAAACUGUAAUAUACCCAUUUUUAAGUUUUCAUAUAA